Molecule: messenger RNA, 1752 nt
Organism: Pochonia chlamydosporia 170
Lineage: Eukaryota; Fungi; Ascomycota; Sordariomycetes; Hypocreales; Clavicipitaceae
Product: hydroxyproline-rich glycoprotein DZ-HRGP
Exons: 3
Coding region: 1-1752 (583 amino acids)
Source: RefSeq, a predicted model, not a curated record
AUGUCGUCGCCCUACUCUGAUGCCUCGCCCGGCUCAGCGGUUCAAUAUGCCUACAUGUUCGAGAAGGAUAAGGGUCCUACAAAACAACUCGAUGCGCUGUUGAGGGCCAUUGCCCGUCAUGUGAUACUGGAGAUUGGCGACAAGACGGAUACCCAUCUUACACCGAGCAAGUUGGCUGCCUUUUACAAGGCGGUUGGCGGAGACUACGAUUCCCUCUUUGUGGGAUCGCCACAUGGUUCCAUUUCCUACGUCUGGCAAGUUACUGGUUGCCAGCAUACCCUCCAACCUACGGGUAACGACUUUGAAGCCCCGUCGAUACCAGCCCUUACCUACCGCGGCUUCUCAAGAUGGGAGUCACUGGAAAUUCUGCUGGGUCCUGAGGAACAUGUUCCAUUUUUACAAUACGCAGUCAAGAAGUGGAAUCUGAAACACCCAGAGACUGGCGCCGAUUUCCCUCCCGAGUUACCGUCGACCUGUUUCCCGGAGCAGGCUGACCGUGAGGUUGACCGUUGGCACAAAACCUGCGCAGACAAACUUUGGACAGCGGCAUCCAACGAUGACGGAGCGACACCAAAGCCCUCGCCCGCCAACGAACAGCCUCCCCCAAAGUUUGCCUACACUCACUUCCAGGAGCCCUUCUCCAACAACUCAUCUCCAAGGCCACGGCCAAACGAGGGGGACUAUUUUGGACGACCCACGUCGUACCCUCAUGCACCACGGCGAUAUGCGAGUCAACGCAAGUCAGAACGGUCGCCUGACAGAUUCCGCCGCGACACACCACCAGAUGACAGGGGAAGGAGGAAGAGCUUUUCCGACUAUGCCUCUGGAAACCCUGACGCAGGUCCUCCUCCUCCGCGAGGCUAUUCUCCGUCAUAUUUGGACCCCAUGAAGCGGCCCGGUCAAGGGCGAAGACAUAGUCACCCACGACACCAAAUGACGGAUUCGUCAGAUGAUGAACAGGUUGGGGGACCUAGAGAGAAGCGACGCCGUCAACCAAACUCUCCACCCGCCCCAGCGGUCCGUAGAUUUGUACGGACGUCGGGGCCCUCAUCGCAAUCACAGGGAUCCUCAAACGGGUCCAGUAACCUUCGCCCGCUUAGACCAGAUGGCCGGUCUGACGAUGCAAAGAGGCGUAGUGGACCAAGCCCCCUGGGCUCGCUCCGCGACAAAUUCACAGAGACGGUUACCAGUAUUCUUCCCAAUGGCCUUACCUCCGAGCGACCGCGGCCUGGCUCGAGACAGAACUCUGGAACAGAGCCUAUUCGUUCACGAAGAAGCCGUGAACAGGUUCGGCCUUCACGUCUAAGUCGCAGCUACUCCGACAUGGACACGGAUGAGUCGGAGGAUCCUGCCAUGACGGAAAGUGAUGCCCGCAGAAGGCGACGACUACGUGAGGAGCGCGAAAGGGAAAGGGAACGGGACAGGGAACGGCAUCAAAGGGGACGAGUCCCGCAUCCUGACCGCGAAUGGGAAGAUGACAGGGAUGCUGCGCUGAGGAGAGAGAAGAGCUAUCUGCGGCGACCGGAAGCUCAAAGAAGGACAAGCAGCCACGCCGACAUUGAUAGGAAACGAGACCCACCGGAAUGGGAUAGUCGAGAUCGGGACAGAGACCGAGAUCGAGACAGGGACAGGGACCGUGUGAGAGACGAGAGAAGGAAAUGGGAGAGGCGGAAUUCUCCAGACGACGACUUGACGAGUCCUGCGGCGGCUAUGGCGGCCAGACGAAUGCACCCAGAAGCGGCAUAUAGCUGA